Molecule: messenger RNA, 819 nt
Organism: Dovyalis caffra
Lineage: Eukaryota; Viridiplantae; Streptophyta; Magnoliopsida; Malpighiales; Salicaceae
Source: the annotation of a GenBank genome assembly
AUGUCGAAGCAACCUAGACCUAGAAUUGUUUAUCAACAUUUCGAGCCAACAACAUCAUGGAAGCGAGAUCCACCCAAUGAAACUCUUCUCAUUCAUUUACCUGGCUUUAAAAGGGAACAGCUGAAACUUACAUAUGUGAGUGCAUCGCGUAUGCUAAUAGUCAGUGGAGAAGGCGAACUUGAUCGAGAUAGUGGAUGGAGCCGUUUUCGCAAGGAGAUUCCUAUCUCAUCAAAUUGUAGGGUCCAUGAAAUGCGAGCACAAUUUGAUGGCGAUGUCCUUUCUGUCAUUCUACCUUGUGAUCCUGUAACUGAGCCAAGGACUAAGCCCUUUUCUGCAAGGCAAAUCAGGGAAUGUUUCAGCAGACAUGUCAAGAAUGGCGAGGAUAAAGUUCUUGGCUGGAAUGAGAUAAAGAAUGCCUUCUCGGAGUUGGGCGCUAGCUACCCUGACUUCAGAGCCGACAGGGCGCUUGUGUUUGCAGAUGGCAAUGGAGAUGGACUGAUUUCUACUGAUUAUGAGAUGGAUGAAUUAGUGAGUUAUGCAUGGUUGGUAUUUUGGCAGCCUGAGGGUAAAAGUAGUGAUCAUGAGGAAAUGGGAAUGGUUUUGAGUGAUGAGGAAUUAAGAGUGGUUUUAAAGAGAUUUGAAGAUAACAACGUAGUUAGCAAGCAAGAUUUGAAGAAAGCCUUCAACCAUUUUGGUCUUUUCUUUCCUGAAUAUGCAGAGCAUGUUCUUGAUCAUUCUGAUAAAGAAGGGUUUCGUGAGUUAAAGCAGCUGGAUGAUCUAGUUAGGUAUGCUGUCCAAUUUGGUUAUACGGUUAAGUAA